Messenger RNA from Suillus paluster, 354 nucleotides. RefSeq lists its product as uncharacterized. The transcript is spliced from 2 exons. Lineage: Eukaryota; Fungi; Basidiomycota; Agaricomycetes; Boletales; Suillaceae. The annotation marks the transcript as partial. The record is from RefSeq and is a predicted model, not a curated record.
AUGCUGGCUUCACUUGCCAGCGCGGCACCUCUUGCAUCUUUCUCUACAAACGUCCUCGCAUCAAAUUCUUCAGGCUUUUCGCAAGAACAGAACGGUCUCGACGCGCAAAAAUUAAAUGCGCAGUUUGCAACUUUGUCUGCCAAUGAUUCUUGCACCAGCGAUGCUCAGGCAUGCGUGGGCGGUGCCUUCGCACAGUGCGUUGGGAGCUCUUGGGAGCUCACGCCUUGCUCGUCUGGUCUGUCUUGCUUUGCACUUCCUCUCGUUGCCAAGGCUGGCACCAGUCUCGCUUGUGACACACAAAGUGACGCUGAGGCACGCUUUAUCGCUGCUGGUGUUCAAGGAGGUACAACCGGA